UCCACACUGAGACGUCACAUAAGAGGACUUCAUCAGGACCAACAACAUGGAGCUGUUCACCAAAACUCUGUUUCUGUGCUUAGCACUUGCCCUUGCUAAUGGAGCACCUACGCACCAUCACGAUUCAGCUGAAGCUGGAGUAGCCCAUGCUGCUUUGCCAGACCGGUGUGACGGUAUUGAGUUUGAUGCCGUCACUCUUGACGAGAAUGGAGUCACUUUCUUCUUUAAAGGUGACCACAUGUGGAGGGGUUUCCGUGGACCAGCUCACCUCUCCAGUGAGUCCUUCCAUCACAUCAGCCACGUUGACGCUGCCUUCCGCAUGCACAAUACAGAGCACCCAGAAGACCAUGAUCACAUCUAUUUCUUUGUGGAUGACAAGGUGUUCAAGUAUUAUAACCACACUCUGGAGGAUGGGUAUCCAAAACCGAUUCAUGAGGACUUCCCAGGAGUCCCCACUCACCUGGAUGCUGCUGUGGAGUGUGCCGAGGGAGAGUGCAACACAGACUUGGUUCUGUUCUUUAAGGGACAUGAUGUGCAUGUUUUUGAUGUUAAGGCAAAGACAGUAAAGACCAAGACUUGGUCCCACCUGCCUGCCUGCACUUCUGUUUUGCACUGGCUGGAGGGCUACUACUGUUUCCAUGGACACAACUUCACCAGGUUCAACCCGAUGACCGGAGUGGUGACCGGUGCCUACCCAAAAGACGCCCGCAAAUACUUCAUGAGCUGCCCCAACUUCAAUCAUGGAGGUCAUUACGAAGUCCCUAAAUGCAGUGAGGUCAAAUUAGAUGCCAUCACCACCGAUGAUGAAGGCAAAACAUAUCUUUUUGCAGGUCAUAUCUACAUGCGCCUGGACACCCAUCGUGACGGCUUUCAUGCCUUCCCAAUCACCAGAGCAUGGGAACAAGUGACCCACGGCGUGGAUGCUGUCUUCUCCUACUCUGACAAAACGUACAUGAUUAAGGAUGAUCAGGUUUAUAUUUAUAAAGCAGGUGUUCCCCACACCCUGAUUGAAGGCUAUCCUAAAACCCUGAAGGAGGAGCUUGGCAUUGAAGGACAUGUGGAUGCUGCCUUUGUCUGUCCCAAUCACCACACGGUCCAUAUAGUCCAAAAACAUAAGAUGCUUGACGUCGACCUUACUGCCACGCCCAGGGUGGUGACCCAAGAUUUGCCCUUGCCCUUGUUUGACAUCGAUGCUGGUCUGUGUGGUCCUCAAGGAGUUCAACUUUUCAAGGGCUCGCACUAUUACCACUAUGACUCCAUCAUAUUGCUGGCUGGCAGCAGAAUAGUCCCUGAGGCUCAUAAUAUCACUUCAAAAAUGAUGGGGUGUCAGGAAUAGGACUCAGGGAUGAGAGAAUAUUACACAGUAAUCUGUUUAUCAGUGCCCCCCUAACAAUACAGAGAGACAGUGUUUGCAUCUAAUGCUUCACUCCCUUUGGUGAAUAAAAAUUAGAAAAGAAAACUGCAUACUGGAGUGUAAAUUAAUCUGUCAGUUUCAGUGAUUAUUAUGACAACAAUUUUAUGAUAUUUUUACUAUAAAGGACCAUUUAUUAUGGGUGUGUUAUUUUUGGUUUGCAGAUUUUAAAAUGAGGCUCAUCAAAAACCAUUUUGAGGAGCACAAUCCAAGGUAAACUUACUAAGUAAUGUCAGAGUUUGGCCACUAGAGGACCUACUGUUCAAAUGAAUGUGUUACACUAGAAAUAAUGAGAGAAUCAGAUUCACUGUUAACCGAAAAUAGCUGCUGCAACAAGGUCCAAAUGCAGACAUAUAUCGAAUGUUUAUACAGCUAAACGAACAGAGGAAACAGUCGUUUUUGCCUAAGCACCAACACAUCGUAUCUUGAGCACAGGAGGCCAUGAUGUAUUAUAAUUUCAAAAUGAGUGACUGACAGAGUUAAAUGAAAAAAAAAAAACUCAGGAGAAAUAUGAUUAUGAAAGGAAAAUGUGAUCCCAUUUGAUAAAAUACAUUUUAGAAUCUCCUGACAGGAGCACAGACAGUGAGUAAGGCUCCCAGCCUAUAUUUUACAUUUACUACGUGAUGAGGAGAAGCCUGCCUUGAACUGGCUGCAACGACUCUGAGAUAAAUGAGCCCUAUUAUAAGUUCCAUGGCCCGGGUCCUGUUGCAGACACUUAAAGAGGUCGAGUUCAUCCAGGAAACCCCCCACAUCCCUCUUGGUAUUGAGCUCAUUUUCCCCACACCUUUCUCAAGUGCUCAGCACUGGCAGUCAUUAGAGUAGGUCCGUCAAAAAGAUCUCACAGACAAAGUACCCGUUUUUACCAAGGAUGUCUGUGCCCUAAUGGGACACUUCCCCCAAUGUCACACCAAAGGGCACACAAGUGGUCAAAAUGGCUCUUUUGCAAGCCAAGUGUCUCUGUGGUCAGCCCAAAUGCUCCUGUGGUUAGCUUAACUGCUACUCUAGUGUGAGACAGUUUGAUUGUUGUACAAAGCUACAAGAAACUGACAGUCAAGGAAAUAACGCAUAUAUAGUAUCAUCUUCACAUGCAGAUAAUAUGUUUUCUUGCAUAUAUGCCAUUUCUUUAAAAAAAAAAACCUAAUAAUUUCAUAUAGAGGUAUAGUCCUGUAUCUCACAUGCCCCUCGACCCCUGAGAAGACAAAGUGUGGAAUGGAUGCCCUGCCAGCAAAAAGGACCAAUUGGGAGUUGGCUGUGCAUAUUAUGAUAUAAUCUGAAUGUCAAAAUGGUGUUAGCUCAUUGAUAUCUUUGGUUUAGCAGGCAAUUUAAUUAUCAUUCAGGCACAUAAGCUUAAAAUGUGCACACAGUGGCCUCGGUUAUUUAAUGGAGUUUUAAUAUUCACAUACCAAGAUUCUUACUUUUAUUGGAAAUACAGGUGCUUUUUUUCCUCACCAAAUACCACACGUAUUCAGUUAUUCAUGUCUCUGUCCCCCCAAUAUAUUUGGUUGUCAGUGAUUUCAAGCAACACGUUGCCGGUGUACGUGCAAGCUCAGUAAAAGGUCUCCGUGCAGGUGCAAAGCUCUACAACGAUGGCCUCACUUUUGAGAAAUUGCUAGUGGCCAAAGCUUUAUUUCCCGCAAGAAAGAGGCCAGAUAAAACAUUAAAGGCUUCACUGUCAUGCAGUCAUUUCAACUCAGAGUGAAACACUUGUCCAGCUGAGCCACCAGAGAAUCCCAGACAGAUUUGCUGCCAAUGAAUACAGAACAUAUUUCCAGAUGUUCUCAGCCACAAAAUAUAGUCAAACACCUCCAUGUUCCCAUUUAAUGAAUUGGAGUGUUACUGGUAUCUUGUUUCCUAUUUAAUCUUCUUCAGUUUAAUACUCAUUUUCUGAUAUGCAACCAAUCCUGCAUUUAGUCUAAGGUUGCAUUGCUUUACUGGUACCUUUUAAUGGUUAUUGUCUACUUUUCCGUCAGACAGUGUGCUGGGUCUUUAUAUUCUGUCUAAAUGUAAAAAAAAAAAA
Xiphias gladius (swordfish) is the source of this 3428-nucleotide messenger RNA. It is a transcript of the gene hpxb, whose product is annotated as hemopexin b. Gene Ontology annotation, biological process: intracellular iron ion homeostasis; heme transport. Bases 47 to 1336 code for a protein of 429 amino acids. The transcript is spliced from 10 exons. NCBI's taxonomy places the organism in Eukaryota, Metazoa, Chordata, Actinopteri, Istiophoriformes, Xiphiidae. The record is from RefSeq and is a predicted model, not a curated record. Gene Ontology annotation, molecular function: heme transmembrane transporter activity.